Molecule: messenger RNA, 2073 nt
Organism: Colletotrichum siamense
Lineage: Eukaryota; Fungi; Ascomycota; Sordariomycetes; Glomerellales; Glomerellaceae
Product: Trichosetin biosynthesis cluster transcription factor TF23
Exons: 4
Coding region: 1-2073 (690 amino acids)
Biological process (GO): DNA-templated transcription
Cellular component (GO): nucleus
Molecular function (GO): zinc ion binding; DNA binding
Source: RefSeq, a predicted model, not a curated record
AUGAACAGGUCGUCCAUCGCCCGCGACCCAUUGCCAGUCGCCGACGUGAUAAGCCGCAGCUUUCUUGCAACCUAUGUCGUCGCCGGAAAUUGCGAUGCGAUCGCAAGAAGCCAUGUUCCAGCUGCUCUUCGCGAGGUCAUUCUGUCACCAAACGAUGCAACACUACAGGAUCGUCUUGCGCACCUUGAGCGCUUGGUGAUGACAUUCGGGCCUGAGAAGAGCUCAAGUCAAUUGGCGGAAUCGGCACAGGCAGCUGUUGGCACGCCCAUAGACGACAGCUCUGAGACUGGAAGUCUCCGCGCUGGCGCUGCAGAUCACUCAUACGUGAGUGGUGACCACUGGGGUGCCAUUCUGGAUAGCAUCGCGGACCUCAGAGACCACUUCAAUCGAGAGGAGCAGUUCAGGCUUGCUGAAAGCCCGAGGCCUGCAUCAGAGCCAACCCAGGACGUUUGUGGUAAUACGGCCUCGGGAUCCUUCCCUCCGCAACGAGCGCUUUUGCUCUACGGAUGCAGACCCGCAAGAUGUAGGGAAGAGAUUCUAUCUGCUUUACCGCCCAAGUCUACUGUCGAUCGUUAUGUCUCCCGAUACUUCAACCAUCUAGACCUAGUAGCUUCAUGCGGAAAGCUUCUGUACAUGGUCCCACGUUUCUUCGAGAGGUAUGUGAUCCGCGUUACUUGGCAUCUGCCUCUUGCUACGACUGACCAAGCGAAUCAGUAUGAAGCCUUCUGGGACGAUCCCUCCAAUGCCAGCAUCAUGUGGAUUGGGCUGCUGUAUAGCAUGAUUUGCCUAGCCCUGAUAGCUUCAGACACCGACAGCCAGGGGAUUUCUAAGGAAAUGACUCAUUACGAUCUAGAUAUUGAGGUGUACAGGGAUAAGGUAGUUCAAUGUCUCAUCAUGGGCGAAUACACCAAUGGCGGCAGCCAUACCUUGGAGACGUUCAUGAACUACGUCUAUAUCGAAUUUCGAAUCCGCGAAGAUGCCGAAAAGGAUGUCUGGUUCCUCUUGGGGAUUGAGGUGAACCUGGCAAAACGCAUGGGGUAUCAUCGCGAUCCCAAGCACUUCCCUGGCAUCACCCCACUUGAAGGAGAAAUGAGGCGAAGGGUGUGGGCGACUGUUCUUCUCGGCGAUAGUCUCAUUUCAGGCCAGAUGGGCAUGCCCCGUAUGAUCACAAGCGACCAAUUCGACACCGAAGAACCAAGGAAUCUGAAUGAUUCAGAUAUUGAAGGGGACAUCUCUGAGCUGCCUCCGCCUCGCCCGGAAACGGAGCACACCACUGCCUUGGGUAUCAUCGCAAGGAGGCGGAUUCUCAUAGCUCUGGGUGCCGUCUCAGAUCUGACCUCGUCCCUCAAGCCGUCAGGAUAUGCCGAGUACAUGAGGGUCGAUAAGAUCUUGAACGAUUCAAAAGCAAGUAUUCCACCGCCCCUGCAGCCCAAAUCAAUGGCAUCUAGCGUCACCGACUCACCACAAACGAUCAUGGCCCGCUUGUUCUUGAGCCACAUCUAUUACAAGGGACAAAUCAUGCUUCAUAGAAGAUUCCUGUUCGCAGAAUCCAUCUCGCAUGAUCUUGACACAUUCACCUAUUCCAGGAAGGCUUGCAUCAACGCGGCGCUGGAGACGUUACGUAUUCAGCAGGUCCUGGACGAAGAGACCCGCCCGGGAGGACAACUCCACAUCAUGCACUGGCGAGUUGGAUCGCUUAUGAACCAUCAUUUCCUGACAGCCACCAUGGUCCUAUGCUCGGUGGUGCACCGGCAAAGAAUGUUUGGGCAGGAUGAGGAGAUCAUGGAAGCUCUGCGAAACUCUCGAGCAAUCUGGAUGCGAAGAGGCCAACACUCGAGGGAGGCGAAGAAGGCCGCCCAAGCAGUCGGCAUCGUUCUCGCUAGGGCGGGAGGUCCGAGGUUUGACAUGCAAUUGAUGUCUCGCAGCAUGGAAGAGAUGCCAAUGGAAACGACUAGCUCGCACCAGAAGGCAGAUGAGGAAGAGGCUGCAAGAGUUUGGAAAGACGACAAAUGGCUCGAAGCAGCUCUUUGCCUUGAUCAAGGUGAGGCUGGUGGCGAGUUUGUUUUGCAAUAG